AUGGCAGCUGUCAAUGGAGUAGACCGGAACGAUUUCCAACCCACCGGCCAAUUAUUCAGAGACCACGGUAUCACUGCUUCUACACAACAGGGCGCACAGCAAAUAACCAGAAAACCCAAUGACAGCACCAAUCAGACUCCUAACAGCAACAACAACAACCCAAAUCAAGCGGACGAAGGAGACGCGGCCGCGGAACAUUCGUGGUAUCGUCGCAUAGCCGAGAAAUACGGUACUUUAGAACUAGACAAUAAAGGCAGUGUUGCACGAGACCAUCUGGCUCUAGAACGAACAUUCCUCGCCUGGCUCCGAACAUCACUCUCCUUCGCCUCCAUCGGCAUCGCAGUAACCCAACUAUUCCGUCUAAACAGUUCCGUACCAUGCACCAACCCCGGCCCUACAUCACAAACCUCUCUCUCCGACAACGCCAAUAACGUAUUACAAAACUCCAUACGAUCAUCACCAUCUCUCCUCGAAGUCCUCCUGGCUCCCCCUCCGUCAUACUCAUCAUCAUCACCAGAUACAAUAGACGUAAUAGCCAACACAGCGACCACAAGCGGGCAAUACGGAAAUAUCGGAAAACCGCUCGGUGCAACUUUCAUUGGUAUCGCAAUUCUCAUUCUGAUUAUUGGGUUUCAUCGCUAUUUUGAGUCUCAAUACUGGAUUGUGCGUGGGAAGUUUCCGGCGAGUAGAGGAAGUGUUGCGCUGGUAGCGUUUGUGGCGGCUGGGUUGGUGAUUGCGAGUUUUGUGGUUAUUUUGGUUAUUGCGCCGACGGCGAGGGAGUUGUGA
Talaromyces stipitatus ATCC 10500 is the source of this 786-nucleotide messenger RNA. RefSeq lists its product as uncharacterized. Bases 1 to 786 code for a protein of 261 amino acids. The transcript is spliced from 2 exons. NCBI's taxonomy places the organism in Eukaryota, Fungi, Ascomycota, Eurotiomycetes, Eurotiales, Trichocomaceae. The record is from RefSeq and is a predicted model, not a curated record.